AUGAUUAACGGAUAUCCCCUUGAAUAAUUUGAAGCUAUGACUGGUAAAAAGUUUAUGAAUGUCGAUGUAUACUUUACUGAGUAUUAUAUGAAUAUGACAAAGUAGUAUAUUUUACCUUAAAUAGAUUGUGGGAAGAUUUAUCCUAACCAAACCUUUGAUGGAUAUAGAUGUAUAGAUUUUAGUAGCAUUGAUACUGAGAAGAAAUCCCUUACUUUCUCAGGAAGUUUUCAAACAACUUAUGAAAUUCGUUUAUCUUCUUGUUCUGGUGAAAAUAAUUGUGCACCAGAGAAGGAAACCUUAAAUUAUUUAACCUAGUAUAAUAGUUCAUUAUUUGCUCAUUUUGUAACAUCAUAAUAUAACUAUACUACAAGACAGUAUUAGCAAAACAUACAAUUUUAAUAAUUUUUUUUUGAUGAUUUCUUAGUUUUUUUGUCGUAGAUUAAAAUGGAAAAAACUACAUCUAAAAUUUAAUAAGGCUUUAUGCUUCAAGAUGCAUCCAUAAAAGAACACAUAUCAAAUAUUCAUAGGUUUGAUACUUAAUAUUCAAGAAAUAAUAUAAAGUAAAAAAUUAAUUUCGAUGGAUAUGGUUAUGUAUUUAUGUAUUUAGACUAAAAUUACAGCUAGAUUGCCUACUAAUAUCCUAUGAUAACAGAAAUUUUAUCUCAGUGUGUUUGCGUUUUUAAUAUUUUUAUUGCGUUUGGUUCAUUUGCUUCAGCUUUUUCUAGAUACAAAAUUGUAGAAAAAUUAAGUGGAGUUUAUUUGAAGGAAUACUUUAAAGGCACGGCAGCUUAUUUGAUAUAAAAAUCGUAAUCUUAAAAUCCAGGUUUUGAUUUAAAUAAUUCGUACGCUGAUGAAAUUUUCAAGAUUCAAUAACAGAUUAAAAACACAGAUUUUUAACAAAAUAUCCAUAGAGUUUGCAAAGCAAGCAUUUUUUAAAGGAUAAGAUUAAUGAUUCUAUAAAUGCUAGGAAUUGAGAAGUAGAAUUUAGAAGAUGAGGGGAUUUAAAAAAGCAUAUAUGAAAAGAUAAUUGAUUACACUCUUUCAUAAUGGAUAUUUUUUAAGUUUAUAAGCAAUUAAUUCAUCUAAAUAUGGCAAUUAAAUUGA
Messenger RNA from Tetrahymena thermophila SB210, 1104 nucleotides. RefSeq lists its product as hypothetical. The record is from RefSeq and is a predicted model, not a curated record. Lineage: Eukaryota; Ciliophora; Oligohymenophorea; Hymenostomatida; Tetrahymenidae. The transcript has 2 exons.